Phacochoerus africanus (Common warthog) is the source of this 2621-nucleotide messenger RNA. It is a transcript of the gene PTGS1, whose product is annotated as prostaglandin-endoperoxide synthase 1. The transcript has 11 exons. Lineage: Eukaryota; Metazoa; Chordata; Mammalia; Artiodactyla; Suidae. Gene Ontology annotation, cellular component: neuron projection; cytoplasm. Gene Ontology annotation, biological process: response to oxidative stress; cyclooxygenase pathway. Bases 80 to 1882 code for a protein of 600 amino acids. The record is from RefSeq and is a predicted model, not a curated record. Gene Ontology annotation, molecular function: peroxidase activity; prostaglandin-endoperoxide synthase activity; heme binding.
CCAGAGCUCCGGGGCAGAGUUAGAAACUCACCCAGGGAGCUGGCAGUCUGUAUCCCGCACCCAUCAGCCGCCCUGCACCAUGAGCCUGCGGAGUCUCUCGCUGUGGUUCCCGCUGCUUCUGCUGCUGCUGCCGCCACCCCCGGCCCUGCCCGAGGACCCCCGGGCGCCUGCACCGGUGAACCCCUGUUGUUACUAUCCAUGCCAGCACCAGGGUAUCUGUGUCCGCUUUGGCCUUGACCGCUACCAGUGUGACUGCACCCGCACGGGCUACUCCGGCCCCAACUGCACCAUCCCUGAGCUGUGGACCUGGCUCCGGACUUCUUUGCGGCCCAGCCCCUCUUUCUUCCACUUCCUGCUGACACAUGGGCGCUGGUUCUGGGAGUUUGUCAAUGCCACCUUCAUCCGCGACAUGCUCAUGCGCCUGGUACUCACAGUGCGUUCCAACCUUAUCCCCAGCCCCCCCACCUACAACACGGCACACGACUACAUCAGCUGGGAGUCCUUCUCCAAUGUGAGCUACUACACGCGAAUUCUGCCCUCUGUGCCCCAAGACUGCCCCACGCCCAUGGGGACCAAAGGGAAGAAGCAGUUGCCAGAUGCUGAACUCCUGAGCCGUCGCUUCCUACUCCGGAGGACGUUCAUACCUGACCCCCAGGGCGCCAACCUCAUGUUUGCCUUCUUUGCCCAACACUUCACCCACCAGUUCUUCAAGACUUCUGGCAAGAUGGGUCCUGGCUUCACCAAGGCGUUGGGCCACGGGGUAGACCUCGGCCACAUUUAUGGAGACAAUCUGGAACGUCAGUAUCACCUGCGGCUCUUUAAGGAUGGGAAACUCAAGUACCAGGUGCUGAAUGGAGAGAUGUAUCCGCCGUCGGUGGAAGAGGCACCAGUGCUGAUGCACUAUCCCCGGGGCGUCCCACCUCGGAGCCAGAUGGCCAUGGGCCAGGAGGUGUUUGGGCUGCUUCCUGGGCUCAUGCUCUAUGCCACCCUCUGGCUGCGCGAGCACAACCGUGUGUGUGACCUGCUGAAGGCUGAGCACCCCACCUGGGGCGACGAGCAGCUCUUCCAGACCGCCCGCCUCAUCCUCAUCGGGGAGACCAUCAAGAUCGUGAUUGAGGAGUACGUGCAGCAGCUGAGCGGCUACUUCCUGCAGCUCAAGUUUGACCCGGAGCUGCUGUUCGGCGCCCAGUUCCAGUACCGCAACCGCAUCGCCGUGGAGUUCAACCAGCUGUACCACUGGCACCCGCUCAUGCCCAACUCCUUCAGGGUGGGCCCCCAGGACUACAGCUAUGAGCAGUUCCUCUUCAACACCUCCAUGCUGGUGGACUAUGGGGUCGAGGCCCUGGUGGACGCCUUCUCGCGCCAGAUCGCGGGCCGGAUCGGUGGGGGUAGGAACAUGGACCACCACGUCUUGCAUGUGGCCGUGGGGCUCAUCAAGGACUCGCGAGAGCUGCGCCUACAGCCCUUCAAUGAGUACCGCAAGCGGUUUGGCCUGAAGCCCUACACUUCCUUCCAGGAGCUCACAGGAGAGAAGGAGAUGGCGGCUGAGUUGGAGGAGCUAUAUGGAGACAUCGAUGCCUUGGAGUUCUACCCAGGGCUGCUUCUCGAGAAGUGCCUCCCAAACUCCAUCUUUGGGGAGAGUAUGAUAGAAAUUGGGGCCCCCUUUUCCCUUAAGGGCCUCUUAGGGAAUCCCAUCUGUUCCCCUCAGUACUGGAAGGCGAGCACGUUUGGCGGCGAGAUGGGCUUCAAUCUUGUCAAGACGGCCACACUGAGGAAGCUGGUUUGCCUCAACACCAAGACUUGUCCCUAUGUUGCCUUCCGAGUGCCGGACCCGCGCCAGGAGGAUGGGCCUGGUGUGGAGCGGCCGUCCACAGAGCUCUGAGGGGGUAUGGCAACAGCAUUCUGGAUAGGAGGACUCCAUGAUCGUCUUUCCAGAAUGCUGAGGCCGGGGUCGAUAGUCUUAACUGGGUUUCCGGUUUGGCAUCGAGAGCGUCAGAGUGGACACUUAGAACUCUGGGUCUCUUAUCCGUGAUCUGGAACAUGGUGGUCUUGCUUGGUGUUCAAGAAAUGCUGAAUUCUUGGUUAGCCAUCCAGAAUGAACACUGGGCUCCUGGUUGACCACCUAGAGUGUCAGGUUGUAGACUGAUCUGGAACACAGGCAUUCUAAAAUAUGGGACUCCUGAUGAAAUGAUCUAGAAUGUUUGGGGGCUCGUAGCUUGCAUUCUAGAAUUUCUGGGUGGCCUUCCAGAGCACUGACUUUCUGAUUGGCAAUUCAGAAUGUUGUGUUCCUGGUUGCUGAUCCAGAACAGUGGCUGGUGUACUGGAUUGGUCCUGAUCCGAAUGUCUGGAGUGUUGAUCCAUUUUCCUGUUCAGUGGGACAUCCGCAGAGCAGGAGAAUCUGAUGUCUAAUGAGAAUGCAUUGCCUGAAUCUGUGCCUGCAUGGAGGCGGCAAGGGAGCAGUAUUCUUUUGGAACCCCAACCAAGACCCUGGUCUGAGGAUAUGGAGGGAACAGGUGGCUUUUUCCGGGCCAUUGGUUGGAAGCCACCAGAGCUCUGUCCCCAUCCAGGGCUCAAUUCAUGGCAGCUGUUAUUCAUGAAGCUAAUAAAAUUCUUUUUCCAAA